Molecule: messenger RNA, 2154 nt
Organism: Symsagittifera roscoffensis
Lineage: Eukaryota; Metazoa; Xenacoelomorpha; Acoela; Convolutidae
Exons: 5
Coding region: 115-840 (241 amino acids)
Source: RefSeq, a predicted model, not a curated record
GAGAAAAAAGCGUUCAUACCAUUUUUUAGUUUUCGGUCAUUUUCGGUGAUAUACCAUUUUAACUGUACACAGGCAGCCUUUGCAAAUAUUAAAAAUAAUAAUUUUUAACAAAUUAUGGCUGAGACAUCAAACAGAAAUCGCAGUCGCCGAGUUCACGAGGAUUCAUCUAGUGAUAUUUCGACACUUCAGAACUCAGUAGACAAAAAAGCCCUUCUGAAACUACUGGGCUUCGUAACACUCGCUGUUUCAUCGGUAGCAUCUGUAGGGACCUCCAUCUUCAGUGUGAAGAAGACUGCGGAUAUUUCGGAUGACAUGUCCAGUCAAAAACAGGCGUUGCCGGAUGCAAAGCAAUUGGACCAGAUGAUUGCAGCUCAACAGAAAACGAUUACCAACGAGAAUGCACUGUGGAAUGCAUUCGUGUUGGACUCGGGUGCCAUGGACUUCGGACCCCCAGUGGAGGGGUUCCAGUUCUCGGCGGGGAAAUCUCACUCGGACCACCAGUGGGGAGACUACAAUCAGUUCUGCAAAUUGCUAAAUGGGACGCUUGCCUCGCCCUUCAACAAGGAACAGUUCAUCGCAAUGAGUGUUGCCGCUUCCAAAAAAGGACACUGCUUCAUCGGAGCAUCCAGGCAGAACAACGGAGCAGACUGGAAAUCGCCCGACAACAUAGUCGUCUCUCUGACCAACUAUUGGGCGCCAAAGGAACCCAGUGGUAACUUUACGUAUCUCUGUGCCUAUCUCUUCAACGAUGGCAAGAACUCUUUUCUCUAUUCAUCUUCUUGUGAUGGGACUCACCCAAAAGGCAUCAACUGUUUCCUAUGUUCAAAGCGGACAAAUUAGCGCUGUAAUACACCACUAACAUAAUGCUCUGUAUUUUGAAUGUUGAACCAAUAAAUUUCUUCCUCUUGCUCGAUACAGCAAACUCUGUUUGCACAUUUUGGGCAAAAUGGACAUCUCUAUUUUCAGAUCUUGACUUACUGAUCUGUGUUUGUGGGUUGCGAAUUGCGCAAUAACUACAUACGAAGUAAUUUUACACAAAAUCAAUGAUUUGAAAAAAAACAAAGGACUUUUUCACUGUUUGAAAUCAAUUUUGGGUCGCCUAUGUUGCAAAUAUAUUGGACUGCAUAAUUUUUAGUUGUGUAAAAAAGCAUCGUAUUUGUAUUGCAUAUAGUUAGCGGGCUUCAAACUUCAGCAAUUUACCCAAUAAUAAUAAUAAUAGUAAUAAUAAUAAGAUUGAAUAAAACCCCCAAGGCAGGGAUUGGUUGUUUUUAGUCAUUGAUAACAGAGUUAGUAAAAUAAAUCUAAAAACCAUGACUCUGGAUAAAUCGAGUAUUUAAAUGUUUGUAGUUUGUCAACCAAUAACAGGUUCAAAUUUUUUCUAAAGAUUACAGGUUCUUGAAAACAAACAGCCAUAACGAAUCGUUGUGAUAAAUAGUUGCUGUUUUUAUGUUUUAAGGAUCGAAUUAGGUUAUUACAUUUAUUCAAGUCUUGCGUUUUUCCUUUGCCAAUUUCAUUUUUAAAUCCUUCCAAAAUUUAUGAGUUCAUUAUUAGCCUUUUUGUCGCUAUAUUGGCUGUGCUUUGUUACGUGAUGAGCCGCUGAUUUGAAUUCCCUGAAUGUAAAUACUCCCAUUUCAAUGAAAGAGUUUGCAGACUGUAAGGUCCAACAAUUUUGUGUCAAGUCUAUAUGCGGUCAUAUGCAUAUUACCCACACCCCAAACUUCUCAAUUUCUGAUUAAAAUUUAGAGCUGUAACCUUUUAACUUCAAUUUCUUUUUCACAUCAGCGCCGUUUGUAAAAAGUGUUUUAUUCACAGUUCUUGUAUUUGAUCGUUAAACUGAGUGUUUAUUAAAAUUUUCAUUUCACCCUUGAAGCUGCGCUUGUUCUAUCGUUAAUUUUUACCCGAUUUUCUGAUAGAUAUUGUUGACCAAUCUCUCCAAAUCAUUAACUCAUAUCCAAAUCUCAGGAUAAGUUUUUCUUUGCAUUUAUGCUCUGGGAUGGCGUUUAGGAAAUAAGACGACAAGCAAAUUAGACAAUCAUAAAAUAACGGAAUUUAGACGAUAACAACUUGCGUGCAAAUUUCGUGAAAUUCGUUGACACAUAAAUUAACUACUCGCUGAGUAAAUACUGGUUGCCCAAACACAAAUGAAGUACUCAA